Molecule: messenger RNA, 2400 nt
Organism: Exserohilum turcica Et28A
Lineage: Eukaryota; Fungi; Ascomycota; Dothideomycetes; Pleosporales; Pleosporaceae
Exons: 2
Coding region: 1-2364 (787 amino acids)
Source: RefSeq, a predicted model, not a curated record
AUGUCAAGUUUCUUCCAAAACCUACCAGGAAACGUGCCUAUGCCUUCUGCCUUCUUGACUCCAGAGGGUGUUCAGAAAGAGGCUCGCGAACGUGCAGCCAAAAUCUUCCAGAACCAUGAAGUGCUAGAAAAAAUCAUUGAGCGUCACGAAGAGACGAUAAGGAAGCGUUGGAGCAAAAAGUCAAACGCACAAAAGAAGAAAAUUCUGUUAGAAGCAUGGCCCAGCAUGUGUUCACAGCAUCGCCCUGACGUUGCUGCAUGGAGACAGCAGCCGGAUUCCAAUUCGCGUGAAGCAUAUAUGUGGCCAUAUAUCAACCUAGAGGACCUCACCAAGACAAAGUCCUUGUUGCUGAUGCUUCACUACCGUGGGAGAUAUCAGCCACACGAGUUUGUACAUUCAGACCUGGAACAAGCUCGUUUGGGAGAAACGAGCGGUGCAACCAUGCCUGGGUUCUUGAACGAGUAUACGAUGCUUUUCGUCGACCGAACAACACCUGAGACAUACGGGGAGCUCGUGUCUUGGGAUGAUGAUGAAGAAGACGCAUUUGAGAACAUGACUAACGGAGUCGGCAUGCAUCCUGGACAUGGAUUGCAAGCUUUGGAGAUCCAGGAACGUAUCUGGGAUUUUCUCGUCAAGGUUUGUCGGAUAUUGCUCCAAGACAUACCUGACAUGACCGAGUCUGACCUUGUCCCAAACCCCGGACCUCCGAUCACCCAGGAUGGAGAUACCACAUCUCUGGAAGUCAUCUCUUUCGAGGCGCCCUAUAGAAUUCCUGCGCAUUUGGAUUUUGAUCGCCUAAAAGCUCUGGCAUCUGCAGAGCGCAACUGGAGAGAGGAUCAUUUGUGGGCAUUGCGCGAGGAUCCGAGCUAUUUCGCAGAUAUAAUGCAACGGCGCUCUGAACAUCGACAGGAGAUGUUGUGGGACACUUCGGAUCGAGAGCAUCCUUCGCUGAGAGAGCCUGGUCGUCCCCUCUUUUGGAAUCGCGUACUAGGCACCGUCGUCAUGGAUGCCUACUUUGGAUUCGCAACUUUUGAUCAGGUGUUGAAACAGGUCAAUAACAUUGCCUCCCGCUACGAAAAAUGCAAAGAUAAACUAAAGCCCGAAGAAGACUUGCCUGGUGCCUUUCUGGGCGCUUUCCAAAAUCUCCGUUUCUUAUUGGAUGCAGCAAGAAUCGAUUUAGUCGAUGGUCUCAAGAUGGAUUUGUUUGGCUCCCCACCAAUGCGCCUGUUCUGUGAGCGCGAACCCCAGGACCCAAAUACGACUAUGAUUCGCUCGGCAUUUCGCCCACCGCGUGAGGAUCACGCAGUCAACAACCUAAUGCCACUAUUUAACAUUCUAUUCGACGAUCGGCAAGUUUCGUUAUUCGGCCUACACACAGUGACAGAUGAAAUUGAACAUCUGGUCAGGAAAGAUGCUGCACGCCUAUCGUCACUUUCAGUCGUGUCGGAAUGUCUCCAUCAACUCCAUCUUUUCCAGCCGUGGGCGCGUAAGAUCGAAGACGGAAUGGAGCUCAAGGACAGAGAGCUUCGCAGUCAGUACAAUGCAGUUUUCAAGGGCUGGCCAAAGAUUAUGAGCGUCAAGUUCGAAGGCUCCCAAGUCUACAAGUACGCCGAUCCGACUGAUGGGAAAUUUGAAUACCCUGUUCAGCGCCGCCGCAACAAGCAAAACGUCGAGUUGCUCUGCAAAUCUGAAGCGAACCUGGACACCUUGUGGGCAGCUGUAGACCAGUAUUACAAGUCUAGGGUUGGUAGCUCGCACCAUGACAUGGUCUUGUCCAUGCUCGGUGGCGAUCGUGCCAUUCAGCGCACGCCGCCCUGGGUAGAGCUCGAGAAAAAGAAGAAACAGGCGACCAGCGAGCCUCAAGUGGAAUAUGUCUAUAGGCCAUUUUCCAGUGUUUAUCAUGAUGCUUCAAAGCAAAUCACUGGUACCUUUGACCGUGGCGCCACUGGUCAGCCUACUACCAAGUCCAAAACUCGGGGAGAAAUCACCCGGGCAGCCGAAGUUGGGACGCCAGACUCCAUUCCUCACGAAGCUACGCAGACCCCAGAGACGUUUGCAGUUGAUAAGCGGGCAUACAAGGUUUUCAAGGCCCUCUUCCACUCACCGUCGAAUCCUGAUCUGCCGGGCGAGGUCCCCUGGAAUGACUUCUUACAUGCAAUGGCGAGCAUGGGCUUCUCAGCUGAAAAACUGCACGGAUCUGCGUGGAAUUUCACGCCGCGAAGUAUUGAUUUGGGGGUGGAGAGGAGCAUACAGUUUCACGAACCACAUCCCAGCAGCAAGAUACCCUUUCUUUGGGCAAGACGACAUGGGCGGCGGCUGACUAGGGCUUACGGAUGGGCUGGCUCGACCUUCCGGCUAGCUUGAAGUAUAUACAUGUCACGACGGAUGAGGCAAGCAGGG